AUGAUAAAUAUUGCUGAUUUUUUAGCUGAGAAUGGUCAUAAUGUUACUAUUAUUCAUGCACCAAUGAAUCCUAAAACAAUUGAUAACCAAGGAAAAAAAGCAACAGUAGUUAGACCAUCAACUUAUGAUAAAAAAAUAAAAGAUAUUUUUGAUAUUGCUGAUAAAAAUUUAAAAGAAAUAUGGAAUAUUGAUAGUUUAUGGAAUCCUUAUUAUACAUUAACAUUUAUAAGUAUUUAUAAUAAAUGGCUUGCAGCAAGUUGUGAGCAUAUAAUUAAAGAAGAUAAUUUAACAGAAUUAAUAAGAAAUGAAAAAUUUGAUUUAGGAAUAGGUGAAGCAUUUGUUCCAUGUGUAUUUGGAAUGUUUAAAUAUUAUAAUAUUACAAAACAUGUAGCUGUAAUGUCAGGGAUCCCAUAUGAUACUCAUUAUAAUGAAAUGGGAAUUAAUUUUCCCAUUGGACAGGUACCAUCAAUCUUUGCUCCAAUAUCAGAAAAUAUGUCAUUUAUGGAACGAUUAUAUAAUACUUUUUUUUAUUUAACAUCAAAAUAUUUACAUAGAGAAGGUGUUUAUCUUGGAAAUGAUAUAUUUAAUAAGCAUGCACCAACAUAUAAUAUUAAUCUUGAAAAUAUUUUUAAUGAAUGUAUUUUUUAUAUUUCAAAUACUGAUCCAAUAAUAAAUUAUGGUGUUCCAGGUUCACCAAAAAUGAUACAAUUAGGAGGAUUUUUAUUAAAACAACCAUCUCCUUUAAAUUCUUAUUUUGAUAAUUUACUUAAUAAACGUAAAAAAAAUGUUAUUAUAUCAUUCGGAUCAUUUGCAAAAAGCAUUAAUAUGCCAAAAGAAGGAUUAAAUACCUUAAUAGAACUUUUUAAAUCAUUUCCAAAUGUAACAUUUAUUUUUAAAUAUGAAGAAGAAAAUUCUUUAUUUUUAAAAAACUUUGAUAAUGUUAUUACAACAAAAUGGUUACCACAAUAUAAUUUAUUAAAUGAUAAAAGAGUAUCAGUUUUUAUAAUGCAUGGUGGAAUGAAUUCAUUAUUAGAAAGUAGUAGAGCAGGUGUACCAAUGUUAGGAAUUCCAUUGUUUUAUGAUCAACCAAGAAAUGCCAAAAUAAUAGGUGAAUUGAAGUUAGGAAGAUGGAUCGAUAAAUUUCAAUUUAUUAAAGAUAAAAAUUUAUUUAUUAAUACAUUUAGAGACGUUCUUGAGAAUCCUUUAUAUAAAAAGUCAAUAAAAAAAAUAUCAGAAAUGAUUAGAAAAAAACCAUAUAACGAAAAAGAAUUAUUUUUAAAAUAUAUUGAAUUUGCUUGUCAAUUUGGAGAGAUUAGAAAUUUUAAUAUUGGUAGUAAAAAAAAAUUAUUAUAUCAAUAUUCAAUGAUUGAUAUUUAUUUAUUUAUUAUUUUUUCUUUUUAUGGAAGCAUAUAUUGGGUUUAUUUAUUUUUAAAAUACAUUUGGUUCUUUUUAGUUCAUAUAUAUUACUCAAUGUACAAUAAAUAUGAAAGUUAUAAAAAAAAUAAAUCUAAAGAAAAAAAACAAUAA
Strongyloides ratti is the source of this 1527-nucleotide messenger RNA. Its product is annotated as UDP-glucuronosyl/UDP-glucosyltransferase family-containing protein. Gene Ontology annotation, molecular function: UDP-glycosyltransferase activity. The coding region runs from base 1 to 1527 and encodes 508 amino acids. The record is from RefSeq and is a predicted model, not a curated record. Lineage: Eukaryota; Metazoa; Nematoda; Chromadorea; Rhabditida; Strongyloididae. The transcript is spliced from 3 exons.